CAGAUCUUUCGGUAGCAUUUGCCGGCUUGCGUUUGGUCUCGGCCGCGCCGCGCCAUGGAGCCCUCUCUUGCUGCUGUGACUGAACCGGCAGCAGGAGGGCGCUUCAAGGAGAAUAAGGGCGGGUACAGAGCCCUCCCAUUCAUCUUCUUAAAUGAGAUGCUGGAGAAAGUUGCUGGAUUCGGGCUCAACACCAACAUGAUCACGUACCUGACCAAGAAGUACCACCUGAGCACCGUCGCCUCCCAAACGAUGCUGUUCGUGUGGAGCGCGAUAUCGAACUUCGCGCCCAUCCCCGGCGCCGUCGUCGCCGACAUGUACCUCGGCCGGUUCAUGGCCGUCGCGCUAGGCUCCGUCGCCUGCCUGAUUGGGAUGGUCUUCCUGUGGCUGAGCGCCACGAUCCCCGGAGCGCGUCCGCCCCCGUGCAACGACGGCGAGCAGUGCGCGCCGCCGGGGGCGAGGCACCUCGCGUGGCUGCUCUCCGGUUUCGCGUUCCUGUCGCUGGGCGCCGGCGGCGUCCGGCCGUGCUCCAUGGCGUUCGGCGCGGACCAGUUCUCGAGGCACCCCAAGGAGCAGCGGUCCAUGAUCCUGCAGGCCUACUUCAACGCCUACUACGCGUCGAUCGGCGUGGCCUUCACCAUCGCCGUCACGGCCAUCGUCUACCUCCAGGACAACGUCGGGUGGAGCGUCGGGUUCGCCGUCUCGAUGGGCCUCAUGCUGCUCUCCACGGUGAGCUUCCUCCUGGGAUCGGGUCUCUACAUCAACGAAAAGGGGAAGAGGCAGAUGUUCUCCGGGAUAGGCGCCGCCGUCGGCGCGGCGAUCAGGAACCACAGGGCGCGGUUGCCGGCCAAGACCGGCGACGGCGUGUACCACCACCUCAAGGACUCCAAGCUCACUAUCCCCACAGACCAGCUGAGGUUCUUGAACAAGGCGUGCAUGGUCUGCGCCACCAAGGAGGACACGGACUCGCCCAGUAACAGCGCGGCGUCGGCUGCCGCCCCGGAGCGGCACGGCCGCAGCGGGAAGAGGCUGUGCACGGUGGACCAGGUGGAGCAGCUCAAGUCGGCGAUCCGCGUCCUGCCCAUCUGGUCGUCCACCAUCUUCCUCGCCCUGGCCAUGAACCAGAGCUUCGCGGUGAAGCAGGCCGACACCAUGGACCGGCGCGUCGGCAGGGGCCGGUACUUCGAGGUGCCCAGUGGCUCGCUGGCCCUGUUCAACAUGGCCACCAUGUCGCUGUGGUCGGCCAGCUACGACAGGUGGGUGGCGCCGGCGCUGCGGCGGCACACGGGCAACCCGCGCGGGCUCACCAUGAAGCAGCGCAUCGGCGGCGGCCUGCUCCUCGCCACCGCGUCGACGGCCGUAUCCGCCGCCGUGGAGGGCGCGCGGCGGCGGCGGGCGCUGCGCGGUGUCACCAUCUCGGCGUUCUGGCUGGUGCCGCAGUUCGCGCUCGUGGGGCUCGCCGAGGCGUUCGGCGUGAUCGGGGAGAUCGAGUUCUUCUACACCGAGCUGCCCAAGAGCAUGGCCAGCUUCAGCAUGUCGCUGCUGUACAUGGCCUUCGGCGUGGGCAACCUGGCGGGCGCCCUCAUCGUGAAGGUGGUCCAGGCGGCGAGCAGGCGCGGGGGGGAGACGAGCUGGCUCGUCGACGACCUGAACGCCGGGCACUACGACUACUACUACUGGCUGCUCACGGGCUACGGCGUGGUGAACUUCGUCUACUUCGCCUGGUGCAGCUGGGUGUAUGGCGAGGAGGGGAAGAACGUGGAGUGGGAAGAGGACGACGACAGGGAGCAGCCAAUGUUGUAGUCUUGUCAUCUUUUGCUGAAGCCUUGGCUCGGACGCCUCUGUGUUAUUACCAUGUAAGAAGCUUGUAGGGUUGAGCAUUGAACUGGAACCUGA
Molecule: messenger RNA, 1893 nt
Organism: Panicum hallii
Lineage: Eukaryota; Viridiplantae; Streptophyta; Magnoliopsida; Poales; Poaceae
Product: protein NRT1/ PTR FAMILY 1.2-like
Exons: 4
Coding region: 55-1800 (581 amino acids)
Biological process (GO): transmembrane transport
Cellular component (GO): plasma membrane
Molecular function (GO): transmembrane transporter activity
Source: RefSeq, a predicted model, not a curated record